This is a messenger RNA of Lolium rigidum, 1560 nucleotides long. Its product is annotated as beta-glucosidase 34-like. The transcript has 13 exons. Gene Ontology annotation, molecular function: beta-glucosidase activity. NCBI's taxonomy places the organism in Eukaryota, Viridiplantae, Streptophyta, Magnoliopsida, Poales, Poaceae. Bases 16 to 1554 code for a protein of 512 amino acids. Gene Ontology annotation, biological process: carbohydrate metabolic process. The record is from RefSeq and is a predicted model, not a curated record.
ACGCCCUGGAGAUCGAUGACGUACGUAUGGCAGUGCCCAGGGCUGAUGCUUGUGCUGUGGUUGGCGGUCACGUCGGCGACACAAGGGCGAGGGCAGAUGAGGAAUGCGAAUAAUAAUCUGACGAGAGGGAGUUUCCCCAAGGGCUUCGUCUUCGGCACGGCCGCCUCCGCCUAUCAGCACGAGGGAGCCGUCAAGGAGGAUGGAAGAGGACCUACCAUUUGGGACAAAUUCGCGCACACGUUUGGGAAGAUCCUUGACUUCAGCAAUGCUGAUAUUGCAGUUGACCACUACCACCGUUUUGAGGAGGACAUUCAGCUCAUGGCAGAUAUGGGGUUGGAUGCGUACAGAUUCUCAAUUGCAUGGUCUCGUAUUCUCCCAAAUGGUACCGGUGAGGUCAACCAGGCAGGCAUUGACCACUACAACAAGGUGAUAGAUGCACUCCUAGCAAAAGGGAUCGAGCCAUAUGUAACUCUCUACCAUUGGGACCUUCCUCAAGCCCUGGAGGACAAGUACAUGGGACUGCUUGAUAGACAGAUAAUCAACGACUAUGCCGCCUAUGCGGAGACGUGUUUCAAGGCGUUUGGGGACAGGGUGAAGCGUUGGAUCACCUUUAACGAGCCACACACCAUAGCGGUGCAGGGCUACGACAGCGGUAUCCAUGCCCCGGGCCGAUGUUCCGUGUUCCGCCACCUCUGCUGCAAACAAGGGAGCUCCGGCACCGAGCCCUACAUUGUUGCCCACAACAUCAUCCUGGCUCAUGCUAAGGUUUCAGACAUGUAUAGGAAUAAGUACAAGGCAGACCAGAAUGGAGAGUUGGGGAUGUCGCUCAAUGUCAUAUGGUACGAGCCUAUCUCAAACUCCACAGCUGAUGUUGAGGCAACCAAGAGAGCACAAGAGUUCCAGCUAGGAUGGUUUGCCGAUCCCUUCUUCUUAGGCGAUUACCCGGCAACGAUGAGAUCGAGGGUCGGACAAAGGCUGCCGAGGUUCACAACCAAAGAGGCUGAUUUGGUCAAGGGCUCGCUAGACUUCGUGGGGAUCAAUCACUACACCACAUUCUACACAAAGGAUGACCAUUCCAGUGUCACCAAAUACUUGUUGAAUGAUACCUUGACAGACAGCCAAUCCAUCAGCCUCCCCUUCAGAAAUGGGAAGGCAAUUGGAGAUAAGGCCAAUUCGAUAUGGUUGUACAUUGUUCCCGUCAGCAUCAGGAAACUCAUGAACUAUGUGAAAGAUAGAUACAACACACCAACUGUCUACAUCACAGAAAAUGGGAUGGAUGACAGUAAUAGCCCCUUUAUCCCCCUCAAGAAGGCCCUCAAGGACUCGAAAAGGAUCAAGUACCACAAUGACUACCUUACAAAUCUAGCUGAUUCCAUAAGGGAGGACGGUUGCAAUGUUCUUGGUUAUUUUGUAUGGUCCUUUCUUGACAAUUGGGAGUGGACUGCUGGAUACACCUCAAGAUUUGGGUUGUACUUUGUCGACUACACAGAUAACCUCAAGAGAUAUCCCAAGAACUCAGUUCAGUGGUUCAAGAAUUUCUUGACAUCAUCUUGAUCAAAA